UUCACUCUGCCUGCACAGGUUCUCAACGAGAGGGAGGGACACAGAGAGAGAGAGAGAGAGAGAGAGAGAGAGAGAGGGGCACAGAAGAAAGGAAGAGAGAUAGAGGGAUCAAGAUAAAUACACUACACUGCAGAGGAGAGCUGAGCUGAGCGGACUACUGGACACUACAGAGAGAGAGAGACAGAGAGAAAGAGAGAGAGAAAAAGUGCAGAUUAAAGAAAGGAAAUAGAGAAAAAGGGAGAAAGAGAGAAAGAGGAGGAGAGAGAGAAAGACCAUUUGGCGGUUUAGACAAAAACAAGAGUGAGAGGGACAGCAAGAGAGGACAAGGGAGAGAAACAGUAGCAGUAGUGGUGUUGUGUGCGCUGUGUGUGUGUGUGUGUGUGUGAGUGUGUGUGUGUGUGUGUGUGUGUGUGUGUGUGAGUGUGAGUGUGCGUGUGUGUGAGUGAGUGAGUGUGUGUGUGUGUGAGUGUGCGUGUGUGUGUGUGGGUGAGAGAUUGGGGAAAGCUGUAGUGCUAACCUGGGGCCAGGUGAAUGAUGGAACCCACGGCAGCAGCACCUGAGGUGGCAGCCGAGCCCAAAGAGAGGCGGAAGAUCCAGUUCGCCGUGCCGGCCACCGAACCCACCCAGCUGGACCCACGGCAGGUCGAGAUGAUACGGCGUCGGAGGCCCACACCUGCCACCUUGUUCAGAGUGGCUGACCAGUCCCCUGAGGACGAUAAUUCUACUCACCAGUGGGUCGUUGGGGAGAAUGGGGUUCUCAAGCCCAAACGAGUCAACCCAAAUGUGUACCAGCCGCCAUCACUGAAAGCCGUGCAGCAGAUGGCUGAAGCUCAGAUGCAGAAGCUAGGUGUGUACCCACACAUGGAGGAGGAGAAUGAAGACUACCCUGGACAGGGUGAUGAGGACGAGGAGACAGGCCUCACUGAGAGCAGUGAUCAACAGGAGGUCGGACCUACGGACACCGGAUCCGGGAUGGGCACAGCGGUGGCCAUGGCCCGGAGCGGCGUGGAAGAGGAGAGUGAGGAAGAGGAGGAGGAAGAAGAGGAGCAAAAGAGAGAGGAGGGGAGUCGGAAAGGGGAGUGACUGUAAAAGAGAGGUGGAGAGAGAUGGGGAUGGGGACAAAUAGAAGUGCAAAUGUAUAAAAAGACUGACCCACUUGAAAAAUAAAAAGGCAUGAAGGAUGUGUGUGGGUGUGUGUGUGUGUAUGUGUGUGUGUGUGUGUGUGUGUGUGUGUGUGUGUGUGUUGCAUGCAUGUGUAAGAAAGAUUGUUCUAUGUGUUUAGUGAGUGCAAUUGAACACAAGACAAGCAGCACAAUGGGUAGACAGGAGAAAAAAAAACAUGAAAUAUGGGGAUGAAACAAAAUGACGAUGAUUGACAUAAAUGGGAGCGAUACUGUCAUCAUUUUAUUUAGACAUUUGUGAAGAGCAGUCUGAUCAUGAUUCAUUGAACCUUAUGGUCAUAAUGGUAUGGAAAUAUUACCUGUAAGCACAGUGUCACAUUGUGGUAUUCCAUUUGACCGUGUAGUCAUUUUCGACAGAAACUCCUGUUCGGUGAAGAAUGGUACCAAUAUAUGGGACUCAAGAUCAAUGGCAUGGAUAGGAACAACAUACAGACACUUGUGUGCACAUAUUCACACACACACAUGCAAACAUAUGUACACAUACCCAAAGUUGUGUGAACGUGUCAGUCAGCAUGUGUAAAGUGUUUGUAGAGGUUGACAUGUCUUAAUAUCACUCACAGCAAGUGUGGUAUGAUAACAUUUCUGAGGGUUGACAUGUACAAAUGACGUCAUUGUUAUUCAGUUGGUUUGUGAACACUACACUAUGGCCUAGAGGGCAGAAAAUGUCAGAUAUUCCAUGGCAGUUUCAUAAAAACAUGCAUUACUACUGCCAUCUAGUGGCGUAUGCACCCACACUACAUUUUAACACCUUGCACCCCCACCUUACAGAAGGGGUAUUAUAGUGUUGGCUUUAUAUCUUGUAUAUAGCUUUCAAAUCAAUUUAGGACUAUCUUCCUCCUGUUAAAAGUAUUUUUAAUUGUGAUCUCUAUCGUUCAGCAAUAAUGACCAGUUCAAUCAAGUUGCCUAUUUGAUCAUCUGGAAUUGUUCUCUCUUCCGUUGCAUUUCUCUCUUUCUCUGCUUCUUUCUCUUUUCUCUCUACCGAUUGCUAUAUUAUUCACUUGAGUAUAACCAGUUUUUUUUUUAAUGUCAUCUAUCACAGACGUACAAGACUGAAUGUAAUGAUCAGUUUAACUAGGUUAUUAAAUGUGUUUCCUGUCAAAACACAGACCGUUUUCCCAAGCCCAUUCUGUUGUAACUGAACAUGUAGGACUAUUCAGACCUAGGCAAUGAUUGAAGUGUUUUUCUAAUAAGGGAUCUUUGUCUGUGCUGAGGUCUCUGGGCUGCAUGUCAAUAACUUUGUUCUAAGGGUUAUUUGCUACCUUCCUAGAGCUGGUGUCUCUCUCUGUCUCUCUCUCUCUCUCUCCCUCUCUCCUCUGACCACUGUCUGCCCACAGCAAUGCUUAAAUUGAUAACCUUUACUUUACUGAUUCCCUUCAUUUAUUUGAACUUGUUUUAAAUUCAUUCCUGUUUGUUUUAAUCUGUGCUUAUUGAAUUCAGUUCUGACACUUGUGAAGUUGUAUCAGAGAAACAAAUAUAAUAUUCACUGAAAUUAA
This is a messenger RNA of Alosa alosa (allis shad), 2674 nucleotides long. It is a transcript of the gene ppp1r1b, whose product is annotated as protein phosphatase 1, regulatory (inhibitor) subunit 1B. The transcript has 5 exons. The coding region runs from base 532 to 1083 and encodes 183 amino acids. Gene Ontology annotation, biological process: intracellular signal transduction. Gene Ontology annotation, molecular function: protein phosphatase inhibitor activity. NCBI's taxonomy places the organism in Eukaryota, Metazoa, Chordata, Actinopteri, Clupeiformes, Clupeidae. The record is from RefSeq and is a predicted model, not a curated record. Gene Ontology annotation, cellular component: cytoplasm.